ACACAACGUUCCUCCGCAGGCUCAAUCUUCUUGUGCAUCAUCACUUUAAUUGCAUCGCCCCAUCUACAUCGGCUGUCUGUGACACCAUGCCCUUCCCAUUCGCUCUUUCCCGUGGACUUUUACUCCUCGCUAUUGGUAUUUGCAAUAUCAUAUCGAUUGUGAUUCUAAGGCCGGUGAUUGUUACGCACACCGCAGGACCCUUCGAGGUCAUUGCCGUUGCGUCAAGCAUCGUAGCUCUGUUGGUAUUCCCCAUUUCGAGACAUGCAGAAACUAGCAACACUAGAAAUAUUGCUACCUUUGGCACUUUGUGGCUUUCGGAUAUCACAUCUUGUAUCACUCUAACAUUCCAUGCACGUCAGAAUAACGCGACCGCCCUUUGUCAUGACCUUUCUAAGUCUGGUGACUGCACAAUGGCUAAUGCUCUGCUCGCCGUUUUCUAUAUGUCUGCUAUAUUUGCUCUCAUUGGUUUCGUAUUCGCAUGCUUCGAUAAACACCCCGGUAUUACUAAAGUCUCGCCUCGGUAUCCGAUCACUAAAGCAGCAAGUUCACAUUUCGCUGCCUUCCAAUACCCGCUGGACGUGGAGUUGGAGAAUGUGUACUCUGAGCCUCCCAGAAAGGCGAAACAUACCAAAAAGGCGCACGACGAGGAGAGGUGGACUGAGAUCCCUGUGUAG
Messenger RNA from Suillus subalutaceus, 674 nucleotides. RefSeq lists its product as uncharacterized. Bases 87 to 674 code for a protein of 195 amino acids. The record is from RefSeq and is a predicted model, not a curated record. The transcript has 6 exons. Lineage: Eukaryota; Fungi; Basidiomycota; Agaricomycetes; Boletales; Suillaceae.